AUGGCUCCAAAGCUCAACAACCCCGAACUCCUUAGAACCAAGCCGUUCAUCAACGGUGAAUGGAUCGAGCUGAAGUCAUCCAAGACUUUUGAUGUGGUCGAUCCCGCUACCGAGACGUUGAUCGCUACUCUUCCUGAUCAAACUCCGGAGGAGAUAGACGAAGCUAUCCAGCUUACCAAGGAUGCUUUCGACAGCUACAAGAAGACAAACGCUGUGGAUAGAUCUCGCUGGUUGCGCAAUUGGUACAAUCUUAUGCUCGAGAAUCUCGACGAUUUGGCAACCCUUAUCACUUGGGAAAAUGGUAAAUGCCUCAAUGAUGCCCUUGGAGAAGUCAAGUACGCUGCCUCGUACUUUGAAUGGUUUGCCGAAGAAGCAAAGCGUAACUACGGUCACACCAUUCAGCCAGCCAACAACAACAAUAAGGUUAUCACUUACAAGCAACCUGUCGGUGUGGUUGGUCUCUUGUGCCCAUUCAACUUCCCUGCUGCUAUGGGUGCCAGAAAAGCUGCUCCUGCUUUGGCUGUUGGAUGUACUUGUAUCAUGAAACCAGAUUCUCAGACUCCAUUGACUGCUUUGGCUAUGGCAUAUUUGGCGGAACAGGCUGGUUUCCCCAAGGGUGUUUUCAAUGUGGUGUUGAGCUCUAUUGAGUCCACGCCAGUAUGUGGAUUGAAGUUUUGCGAGUCGCCAUUAAUCAAAAAAGUCUCCUUCACUGGCUCCACUCCUGUCGGAAAACUCUUGAUGAAGCAGCUGUCGUCCACGCUCAAGAAAUUGUCUAUGGAGCUUGGCGGGAAUGCACCUAUUCUCGUGUUUGACGAUGCUAAAUUAGACCAAGCCGUUGACCAAGCGCUUGCUUCUAAAUUUCGCUCCUUGGGCCAGACUUGUGUCUGUGCCAACCGUAUCUACGUCCAAUCAGGUAUUUACGAUGACUUUUGCAAGAAGUUUGCUGAGAAGGUUAAGCAGUUUAACAUUGGUAAUGGAUUCGAUAAGGGCGUCACUCACGGCUGUUUGAUCAACACCAAAGCCAUUGAUAAAGUGGAAGAGCACGUCAAGGAGGCUGUUGAGAAUGGAGCAGAGGUGAUUGUGGAAGGCGGUCGUCUUACCGAUCUUGGCAAGCACUUUUACGCUCCUUAUGUGAUUGGAAACGUGAACAAGAAGAUGAAGUGUUUCAACGAAGAAACGUUUGGCCCUCUUGCAGCUAUUGCCAAAUUUGAAACACAACAGGAGGCUUUGGCGGAGUGCAAUGAUACCCCAUUUGGCCUCGCAGCGUAUGUGUUUCUGGAAAGCCUCAACCGGGUGUGGCAAGUGUCAGAGGAGCUUGAGGCCGGUAUGGUUAGUGUGAACAGUGGUAUUUUCACCGAUGCAGCUUUACCAUUUGGCGGAGUCAAGGAAUCUGGUUUUGGUAGAGAAGGUUCGCUUUACGGAUUAGACGACUACACGGUGGUGAAGAGCAUUUCGCUUGGUAACGUUUACGGCCCAGUGUAA
Messenger RNA from Candidozyma haemuli, 1482 nucleotides. Its product is annotated as succinate-semialdehyde dehydrogenase (NAD(P)(+)). Bases 1 to 1482 code for a protein of 493 amino acids. NCBI's taxonomy places the organism in Eukaryota, Fungi, Ascomycota, Pichiomycetes, Serinales, Metschnikowiaceae. The transcript has a single exon. The record is from RefSeq and is a predicted model, not a curated record. Gene Ontology annotation, molecular function: succinate-semialdehyde dehydrogenase (NAD+) activity. Gene Ontology annotation, biological process: GABA catabolic process.